Molecule: messenger RNA, 890 nt
Organism: Perca fluviatilis (European perch)
Lineage: Eukaryota; Metazoa; Chordata; Actinopteri; Perciformes; Percidae
Product: induced myeloid leukemia cell differentiation protein Mcl-1 homolog
Exons: 4
Coding region: 1-834 (277 amino acids)
Biological process (GO): positive regulation of apoptotic process; extrinsic apoptotic signaling pathway in absence of ligand; intrinsic apoptotic signaling pathway in response to DNA damage
Cellular component (GO): mitochondrial outer membrane
Molecular function (GO): protein homodimerization activity; channel activity; protein heterodimerization activity
Source: RefSeq, a predicted model, not a curated record
AUGCAAUACAUUCACGGUACGGUUGACUCACAUCAAUGUUUCCAGUGUGGGAUCACAGUCAGCAACUUUGUGGAGAACGACACCUUACUGGGUGAACACAUUCAUCACAGCAACGGCAGUUGUCCGUACAUCGCACGUGAGUUCAAGAACCAAAAAGGCGAGCUGGAUGCUAUCAUGGGCAAGGAGCGAUACAGACGGGGACAUAUCGCAAUCCCGGAUCUUGCCAUACAGGCCCAUUAUGGGCGUAUAGGAUCCCGCGGUGCACGCAGCUGUGUCAUCUGCAGCGCGAUCGAGCGAACCCACCUGCCUGCCAAUGGUCAUUACUCGUACUGCGAUGCCAUGAAAGAGUGCCUAAACGACUUCACGGGACUCGUGAAACCCACGUGGGACGAAAGCAAAGCUCUAUCUACGAUGAAAAGAGUUGUGGCUGACCUAUUGGAGAAAUACAGAUGCAAAUAUAAUGGUCUGGUCAAACUCGCAUUGGAGCAUUGGACCAGAAAUGAUGACAUGGGGUUUGUCAGCAAGAUAGCUACGAACAUUUUCAAUGAUGGGACCAGGAACUGGGGCCGCAUUGCCAGCUUGAUAGCAUUCGGUGCUGCUUUGUGUCAACACUUCAAUGAGAUUGGCAGAGAGGACUGUGUGGCGCUAGUGGGAGAGGAAAUCUCCCUGUACCUGCUGACUGCCCACAUGGACUGGCUGAUUAGAAACGACUCCUGGAACGGCUUUGUGGAGUUCUUUCGGCUACCAGACCAGGAGUCUACUUUGACAAACAUACUCCUCACGACUGCUGGAUUUGCUGGCAUUGGGGCAGCUCUGACCUUGUUGAUCAAGUGAACACCAGGCUUAUGCUCCUCGAUGACAACGUUGACAAGUUAUUGUGUGUGUGUGUG